Molecule: messenger RNA, 1396 nt
Organism: Caenorhabditis elegans
Lineage: Eukaryota; Metazoa; Nematoda; Chromadorea; Rhabditida; Rhabditidae
Gene: snrp-40.1
Product: U5 small nuclear ribonucleoprotein 40 kDa protein
Exons: 5
Coding region: 185-1180 (331 amino acids)
Biological process (GO): RNA splicing, via transesterification reactions
Cellular component (GO): post-mRNA release spliceosomal complex; nucleus; U5 snRNP
Source: RefSeq, marked reviewed
CUGCUGCCAGGGAGGGAGGACGAACGGCAAGUGUGCGCACUAGAAAAUGUAAACGCGCUCCACCGCAUUGCAUUUACAACUCGUCUCCGCGUUUCUCACACUGCAUCGUCAUUGUCUAUUCGAAAACGUCUUCCAGUGUUCAAAUUUGUUUUUCCAGUGGAACCCAACAUUUACCAACACAACGAUGGCUCUUGUUACUUCUUCGGGACAGCAACUGGUCAGCUCUGGAUUUCCACAGCAAACUGCGCAGAGAUUCUCCAAUUUGAUGGCACCAACAAUGGUUUUGCUAGGUCAUGAAGGAGAAAUUUACACCGGUGCAUUCAGCCCAGAUGGAACAUGCUUAGCGACUAGUGGAUACGACCAGAAAAUCUUCUUCUGGAAUGUAUACGGCGAAUGCGAGAACUUUUCUACAAUCAAAGGACACUCAGGAGCAGUUAUGGAUUUAAAAUUCACCACCGACAGCAGCAGUUUGGUCUCUUGUGGAACAGACAAAAGUGUUCGUGUCUGGGAUAUGGAAACCGGGACUUGCGCUCGUCGCUUCAGAACUCACACAGACUUUGUGAACGCCGUCCAUCCGUCUCGUCGUGGUGUAACUCUUGUCGCUUCUGCCAGUGACGAUGGAACAUGUCGUGUGCAUGAUAUGAGAACCAAGGAACCAGUGAAGACUUACACCAACCGAUACCAGCAGACAGCAGUUACAUUCAAUGAUUCUUCGGAUCAAGUGAUUAGUGGUGGAAUUGACAACGUGCUCAAAGUUUGGGACAUGCGUCGUGACGAGAUUACUUACACUCUGACUGGACAUCGUGACACAAUUACUGGAAUCUCUUUGUCACCAAGUGGGAAAUUCAUCAUUUCCAAUUCAAUGGAUUGCACUGUUCGACAAUGGGAUAUUCGACCAUUCGUACCAGGACAACGUUCGGUGGGAGUUUUUGCUGGUCAUAAUCACAAUUUCGAGAAGAACCUUCUCAAAUGUUCUUGGUCGCCAUGUGAGAGAUUCAUCACUGCUGGCUCGUCGGAUCGUUUUCUCUACGUCUGGGAAACACUGUCGAAAAAAAUUGUGUACAAGCUUCCAGGUCACAUGGGAAGUGUCAACUGUACCGAUUUCCACCCAAAGGAACCUAUCAUGCUCUCGUGUGGAAGUGACAAACGUGUUUUCUUGGGAGAAAUCGAUAUGAGCUAGAAAUUCAAAACAUCCAUAUUCGCCGGUUAAAUUUGUUUUUUGUCAUUUUUCUGUUUUGUUUUUUUCACUGGAUCUCCUUUUUUGAUGUAAUUUUUGAACUUACUUUAUGUCCGACUCUCUUUAUUUAUUUUUCAGUGAUCAUGUUUUAUCAAAUGAAUUCUUGCAAUUCAAAAUUGAAGUACGCCAGAAAAAUUGUUUUAAUGGAAAUACGAAAGA